This is a messenger RNA of Quercus lobata, 3616 nucleotides long. Its product is annotated as probable inactive leucine-rich repeat receptor-like protein kinase At3g03770. Gene Ontology annotation, molecular function: protein binding; protein kinase activity; ATP binding. The record is from RefSeq and is a predicted model, not a curated record. Bases 751 to 3111 code for a protein of 786 amino acids. Gene Ontology annotation, biological process: protein phosphorylation. Lineage: Eukaryota; Viridiplantae; Streptophyta; Magnoliopsida; Fagales; Fagaceae. The transcript has 9 exons.
CAACAUUAAAUUCCCUGUAAAAUCAGCUGGACUCCACAAUCAGAGACUGUAAAGAUUUGGUCACACGCAGUGGAAUAAAGGGACUUCCCUUCUCCGCAAGAAUCUUUCUUUCUUUCGCUUUUUCUUCUUCAACAAUGGCUUCCCUUUAAGACCUCUGAAAAAUUGGUUGUCAAAAUAAAGUAAUGGAGAAAGAGAUUAUUUCCUCUUUUAUUAUUUCGCAAAUUGGAGUGUCGGCUGGUGAAGCUUUCCAGGUCAUAUUGUGUGUGAGUUUCGAACUUGUGUCACUUACUUGUCUUGGCGUGUCCAAACAGAAACCUUCUCCUGAAAAAGAGUCUCUUUAUGUGUCAGUAAGAUUUGGAUGCCCCUUCUUUUGACAGGCUUGAGCAAAAAGUUUUGGGGCAGAAGUGGCUGCAUCUAUUCCUUUUGAUUUUGAGAGGAAAAUAAAGCAUUGUAUUUAUUCCCAGGCUACAAAAAUUUAACUGGGUUAUCUCGAUCUUGAGCUUGGAGAGUACUUGCACAUUCGAACUCUGAAGGUCAUGAGUGAUUUGUGUGUUGUUUAUAGAGGAAUUUUGUUUGUGAUCCUGGAAGCUUGAGCUUUAGUAGUUAAGAAGCUACGAAUUUCAUGGUCUUUAAAUACUCGUUAGAUGAUCUUCAGUAUUAGUGAUAAGACCUCUGCACUUUGUUUUUCCAUUUCCUUCUUUCAAAGCUCUGUAAAAUCCCUUCUGUGCUUUGCCUUUACUGCUGGUGCCAAUGGGAAAAAUGUUGCACCAUCAUGAGCUUCUAGUUAUUUUUAUUUUUUUGCUUUUCAUCAAUCACUCAGAGCAACUGCAAACCUCCCAGGUUCAGACCCUUUUACGAAUUCAGCAACUUCUAAACUUUCCAGUUGUUUUAAGCAGCUGGAAUAACAACACAGAUUUCUGCAACACUGAAGCAAAUUCAUCUUCAACUGUUAUAUGCUAUGAAGGAAGCAUAACCCAGCUGCACAUAAUUGGCAACAAGGGAAUGCCACUUUUACCUCGGAACUUUUCUUUAGACUCCUUUGUGACCACCCUAGUUAAGCUUCCUGACCUGAAGGUUCUCGCAUUGGUCUCUCUCGGUUUAUGGGGCACUUUACCUGGUAAAAUUGUGCGUUUAUCAUCGUUAGAAAUAUUUAAUGUGACUUCCAAUUUCCUGUAUGGUUCCAUUCCUCAAGAGCUUUCAUCCUUAACAAGCCUCCAGACACUAAUACUUGAUGACAAUAUGUUUGCUGGCCAGCUACCAGAUUGGCUGGGUUCACUUCCGGUUUUGACUGUUUUAAGUUUGAAGAAAAAUUCGUUCAAUGGGUCUCUGCCAAGUGCAUUAAGUAAUUUGGAGAAUCUUAGAGUUCUUGCACUUUCACAUAACCACUUUUAUGGAGCGGUGCCUGAUUUUGAACGUUUGACAAACCUUCAAGUGCUUGAUUUGGAAGAUAAUGCUUUUGGACCUCAAUUCCCUCGACUUGGCAACAAGUUGGUUACUCUUGUCUUGAGUAAGAACAGGUUCAGGUCUGGCAUCCCUGCUGAAGUGAGCUCUUAUUAUCAGCUUCAAUGGCUGGAUUUGUCUAUCAAUACAUUUGUGGGAAGAUUCCCAGCGUCCUUGUUAUCACUGCCUUCUAUUACUUAUCUGAGUAUUGCAGGGAACAAAUUCACAGGAAUGCUUUUUGAAAAUCUAUCUUGCAGCUCUGAACUUGAAUUUGUGGAUUUUUCCUCAAAUCUUUUGACUGGAAGCCUACCUAGCUGUCUACUGACAGAUUCUAAGGAAAGGGUAGUCCUGUAUGCCAGGAAUUGUUUGGCCACUGGAAAACAAAGUCAACAUCCAUUUUCAUUUUGUCGCAAUGAAGCCUUAGCCGUGGGCAUUCCUCCACAUCACAAGAAUCAGAAAGAAGCUUCUAAAAUAGUUCUUUUCUUGGCUAUAAUUGGAGGGCUUGUUGGAGGAAUUGCACUUCUUGGACUAGCUUACUUGAUGGUUAGAAGAGUAAAUGCCAGGAGAGAAACAAAGGUUAAGAAACCUCCAACAAGAUUAAUAGCAGAGAAUGCAUCCGCUGGGUACACCUCAAAGAUACUUUCGGAUGCAAGGUAUAUAUCUCAAACAAUGAAGAUGGGAGAACUGGGUCUUCCAGCUUAUCGAACCUUUUCAUUGGAAGAGCUUGAGGAGGCUACAAACAACUUUGACACAUCUGCUUUCAUGGGUGAAGGUUCUCAUGGACAGAUGUACAGAGGCAGGCUAAAGGAUGGUUCUAUUGUAGCUGUUAGAUGCCUAAAAAUGAAAAAAAGCCACAGCACUCAAAAUUUUAUGCACCAUAUAGAGCUGAUAUUAAAACUCAGGCAUCGCCAUUUGGUCAGUGCUUUGGGACACUGCUUUGAGUGCUACCUGGAUGAUUCAAGUGUCAGCAGAAUUUUUUUUGUCUUUGAAUAUGUACCAAAUGGCACACUAAGGAGCUGGAUCUCUGAGGGACAUUCUCAACAUUCUCUUACUUGGACACAACGUAUAAGUGCUGCAAUAGGAGUAGCAAAGGGCAUCCAAUUUUUACAUACAGGGAUCGUGCCUGGUGUAUAUUCCAAUAAUCUUAAAAUAACUGAUAUUUUAUUGGAUCAGAACCUUGUUGCAAAAAUUAGCUGUUACAAUUUGCCCUUAUUAGCUGAGAACAUGGUAAAGUUUGGUCAUGGAAGCCUGCCUAGCGGAUCCAAAGAUCCUAUUGUUAAUGCAAGGGUUACACAUGAAGCCAAAAAUGAUGUUUAUGACUUCGGAGUGAUGUUGCUAGAAAUAAUUUUGGGUAGAAAAGUAAAAUCUGGAAGUGAAGUGGACAUUCUAAAAGAUCGGUUACAAGGAUGCAUUGCAGCUGAUGAUGUAGCUCGAAGGAACAUGGUUGACCCAGCAGUACACAAGGCAUGCCUGGAUCAAUCAUUAAAAACAAUGAUGGAGAUCUGCGUUAGGUGUCUGCUUAAGGACCCAUCAGAUAGACCUUCUCUUGAGGAUGUGCUUUGGAACUUGCAGUUUGCAGCUCAAGUUCAGGAUGCUUGGCACAGCGACUUUCAGAGCAAUGAGGGGUCUCCAGUCUCGGCUUCACAUUCUCGAAGACUCACCUUCCAUUAGUGGAACAUACAGGUUUUUAUGUUUUUGUCUCACUUCAUAUCUUUUUGUGGAAAUGGAUGCGAAAUUGGCAUGUCAUUAUGAUAAGAAUAAUUUUACAAAAUUGGCAUGUCAUUUAUGAUAUGGCUACUUGUGUAAAUGAGGGAACUUAAGAUACGAUAUGUGAUCUCUAGCCUUGACAUUUAUAAUAUUUGAAGUAAUGAACAUAUAAAAUCAUGUACUGCAGAUGGAUGAAAGUUCCAAAAGGAAAAGGAAAAGGAAAAGGGGAAAUGAAGUAGUAAUUCAUAAGACUGACUGGUGCUCUAUUUUUACUGGUAUGACAAGCGUGCUUGAUCAGUUCUCAAGUACUUUAUUCCCCUUUCCACUUAAUUUUUGUAUUUGUCAAAAUCUUUAUUCUUAUUUACAAGCAGAUGGAAAUAACUGUUCAUAUAAAGGUAUCCCUUGUGAAGAAAGUUCCCAUUUUCCAUUAACUGUAAUUUCUUAUUGAUGUGAAUCAUUCUUCCCUCCA